CAGAUUCGGGCAUACACUUACAAGAGCAUCAUGGCGGAUCGACGACGACCGAAACCCGAAAUAAAAAGGCCCCACGCCUCAAAGAAGCAUUUCAGGCAUCAGGAUUACGACAGCAGUGAGGACGAUUCCGAGAUCAUCGAAAUGGAAGACUUGGGUGAAAGGCAUCACGCAGGUGAAGGUCGUCCGAGGAAGUGGCACGGAGGUAUAGAGUCCAGGAACAGACAAUGCGACAGUGAUGAAGAUCCACAGAGCACAGGACAUCACUCGACUUCAAAUUGGGAAUUAAGGAAUGAAGAUUAUCGCCCAAGAUUAGAUCGUAGAAAUAUGGGUUAUAAUAACGGAUCUCGACAUCCAAGUUACCAAUACGGAAAACGACAGAGGAUAUACCUGCCUGAAAAUACGGAAACUGGAGAUAUGAAUGUUGCACGCUACUCGGGGAAUCAUUCUCCGGAGGCUGUUGAGAUGGGUUAUGGGAAACCAUAUUUUUACCACAACCACGGCCAUGGCAACAAUAACAGAAGCUAUCCGGAAAACAUGGAAAUAGGCUACUGGAAUCGUGGAUUCCUACCCGAAGAGGCACACCGAUACCCCGAACCACGAGAAGAGCAUAUGGAUCGCGGUUUUCAACCACCAAAUAUGCCUCAUCACCAUGGUAAUCAUUAUCCACCAGUCUGGAAUACUCAGAUACAAUCCAACGUCACACAGUACCCACAAACACAACAGGAAGACCGGUCCUCCCCGCAAGAGGAAGAGAAAAAACCGCGAAAGGUCUGGUGGUACACUACAUGUCGUGUCUUCUCUGCCAUUUUAAUUAUUCUUAAUCUUGUCUCAGAUUGGCUGCAAUACUCUGAUAUGAAUGAUCCUAUUGCUCAUAUAAAAGAAUCGAUACCAAAUUUCGAGGUGACGCAUUGUGUUACUUCCGAGAAUACACGCAAAGGUAUCGCACAGCAAUUCAUGUACUUUACCAUCGCCGGGACCCUUCUGGCGCUCCUACAGUUGGCGAAUAUUAUAUACCAGAUCGUCCAAAAUCACCGACUAAAGCCCGAUGAUGAAAUACGCAAUUAUCUGGACGAGCGAACGGAAGUUUUUCUUGUGAAUGCGUUUGUAAGAAUUCCACAAAAUUUUCUACUUCAUCGCCUGGAAAAAAAUUGCAUUGAAUGCAGCAUCAGUUGGAAUUCAAAAACAAUCAAACGAUUCCUGAAUGGUUUAUCCGCAUUACUUAGCAGCGUUUGGCGUUAUCUAACGAACCUCAAAGUCUCCUCCGGUAAAUCCAAAUGCACGUUUAGUUGUUCCGAACUAUGUGGGAAAUGUACGGAAUGCUGUGGCGACUGCUUCAAAGACUGCUUUAAAGGCUGUUUUAAAUGUAUAUGUCCAUGUUGCUGCUGUUGCUUUGAUUGUAAAACGUUUUUUCCAUGCUGCUGUUGCUAUGUCAUUUGCAAGAAUUCUCACAUGUCAACGAAGUGUGUCUGUAGUGGAAAAUGCGAGUUGUGCGACCCAAAUGCGCCCUCCAUCUUGGCAGACCUCGCCGCAAUGCCCACCGGCCUGUACACCUUCCUGUACAUAGCCAGGAUCAUGAAGUACUUUUGCAGCUUAUCAUCAGUAUAUUAUAUCUUUAAAAUUGUCCCGAACUUCAUCAACGAUGUCGUAUUUAAUUGGAUUUGGAAGGAAUUGUUUAAAGUACCCAAUGUAUAAUGAUUAUAUUUCACAUCUAAUAAUUUGAGGGUGCCAUUUUUGUAAUUCUGGUAUCAUUUUGAAGGGUUCAUCACAUAAAAAUAAUCCACUAUAGGAAUUUACAAAAUUUUGAUUACUUCUUGAUUUAUUUUUCCUUGCAUUUUCUCUUGGUAAAAAGUUGCAUAAACUUUCUUUUUUAUAAAAAUUUGAAAUAGAAUUGACCAUUUACUUCAGAUAUCUUUUAGAAAAUAUAUUUUAUUUUUCAUAAAAGGUGAAUAACUCUUCCAAAAAGGUUCAAGUACAAAUUGAUUGUCUAAUAUGUUAUCAGUCAUGUGGAUUUGAUGUAUUUCACUUUUAUCACUUUGUCUUGAUUUGAAUUGUUCAAAAUUGUUUAAUCUCCUUUUGUUAUACAUUGAACAUCUUAAUUAGAGAAAGAGAAGGAGAGAGAAAUAGUAUAUAUGUAUCCUUUUA
Messenger RNA from Ostrea edulis (European flat oyster), 2142 nucleotides. RefSeq lists its product as uncharacterized. The transcript is spliced from 2 exons. The record is from RefSeq and is a predicted model, not a curated record. The coding region runs from base 31 to 1692 and encodes 553 amino acids. NCBI's taxonomy places the organism in Eukaryota, Metazoa, Mollusca, Bivalvia, Ostreida, Ostreidae.